This is a messenger RNA of Oncorhynchus keta (chum salmon), 3596 nucleotides long. RefSeq lists its product as uncharacterized. The coding region runs from base 111 to 3107 and encodes 998 amino acids. Gene Ontology annotation, molecular function: starch binding. Lineage: Eukaryota; Metazoa; Chordata; Actinopteri; Salmoniformes; Salmonidae. The transcript has 2 exons. Gene Ontology annotation, cellular component: membrane. The record is from RefSeq and is a predicted model, not a curated record.
GAGGUCAUUUGGAACGCGGAUGGUGGAGAAACACGCACAGCGCACGCUUGUUGGAACCCGCACCCAUAGCCUAUAUUCGCUCUUUCCUAUCCGUGACAGAGGCUGCAAAAAUGUCGAUCAAGAAAAGUAAAACCGUCGUUUUUGAAAGACGUGCAGGGGAUUUAACUGCGUUGUAUUGUAUGAAUGAUUGGGUGAUUGCAGUGGUGUUGGCUAUUAUUGCCAUGAUGUCUGUAUGGGCUGCACUCAUCAUAUACAGAUAUAUACAGACAGAGAGAGGUAAAAGAAGAAAGGUUGAUGACGACACUAUUUUGGAAACUGAAAAGGAUGAAAAUGAGACGACAAACGAAGAAAAAAUACUGUCCUGUGUCGAGUCAACAGAGGAGGGUGAAGAAGAGACACUGGAGAGCUGGGAUGGAGAGGAAUGGAGGAGAGAGCCAAUGGAAUGGAUUCCAACAACCAGUGAGAAUGUAGAACCCUUUGAGGAGACCCCAACAAUACCCAAUGAGGAUGUAGAACCCUUUGAGGGGAUCCCAGCCACCAAUGAGGAUGUAGAACCCAUUGAGGGGAUCUCAGCAACAACCAAUGAGGAUAUAGAACCCAUUGAGGGGAUACCAACAACCAAUGAAGGUGUAGAACCCAUUGAGGGGAUCCCAACAACCAAUGAGGGUGUAGAAUCCAUUGGGGGGAUCCCAACAACCAAUGAGGGUGUAGAACCCAUUGAGGGGAUCCCAACAACCAAUGAGGGUGUAGAACACAUUGAGGGGAUCCCAACAACCAAUGAGGGUGUAGAACACAUUGAGGGGAUCCCAACAACCAAUGAAGGUGUAGAACACAUUGAGGGGAUCCCGACAAUAACCAUUGAUGAGAUAGAACCCAUUACAAGGAUUCGAACAACAACCAAUGAAGAUUUGGAACCCAUUAAACAGAUCCGAGUACGGACCAAUGAGGAUCUACAACCCAUUAGACGCAUCCGAUCACUAACCAAUGAGGAUCUACAACCCAUUAGACGCAUCCGAACACUAACCAAUGAGGAUCUAGAACCCAUUAGACGCAUCCGAACACUAACCAAUGAGGAUCUAGAACCAAUUAGACGGAACCGAACAGCAACCAAUGAGGAUCUACAACCCAUUAGACGCAUCCGAACAACAACCAAUGAGAGCGAUGGUCCUUACACGUGGGAGUCGUAUGCUGAGUGGCAGAUCGUUGAGGAGUUUCACCUCGGCUCUCAACCUCAAGAGCACUGUGAAGGCACAUGUCAGCACUAUGACGGUUUAUGUCAGGUCUGUGGAGGCUUGUGUCAUUGCAGUGAAUGCUUAUGUCAGUUCUACGAAGGCUUGUGUCAGGACGACGCCGAGUCCCAGACUGACCCUACCGUGGGUCAAGAGGAGCAGGCUUCUACCAGUCACUAUUCCCUCAGUGACAUCAACUAUCAAUCUGGACAUGAGAAGGAUACAGAUGUGUAUAACCAGGACGAGGAGGAUUUGAAGGAAGUUGAACUGAGUGAUGAUUGUCAAUGUGAGAGCACAGAGGAGGAGUCCGAGGUAAACCAUCCACGUGCCUUUGCCAUCAAGCCUCAGAGAGAUCUGGAAGAGCUCAAUGAAAAUCUCCCUGACAUGAUAUUGACUGCCUCUGACCUUCAAGAACCUGACCGUGCGUGUUAUACAGAGAUACAGGAAGUACAAUACACAGAUGAUGACAUGACCAGCCAUGUUGUCUUUUCCAACGAAGAGAGGCCGGAGAUGACAUUGACUGACACUGAACAUGUGUCGGAUAAAGAAAGAGAGGAAGUAGAAUAUCCGGAUGAUGAUAGACACAGCCAUGUUGCUUUUGCCAAAGUCCAGGAAAGUGAAAAUCUACCUGAGAUGAAAUUGACUGAAACUGACCGGAUAGAACCGGAACAUGUGUAUGAGGUGGAGAGAGAGGAAGUAGAAUAUCCAGAUGAGGUAAUCACUGAAGGUCCAGAACAUCCCAGUGAAAACAUCCCAGAGAUAUUGAGUGACACUGACCUCCAAGAACCUGGCAAUUUAUGUGAAGAAGAAAGACAGGAAGUAGAAUGUACAAGUGAUUAUAUGGACAGCCAGGUUGCCUUUGUCAGCGACACUCAGGAACCAGAACAUCCCAAUGAAUAUCUACCUGACAUGAUAUUGACUGACACUAAGACUAAAGAACUUGACCAUGAGUGUGAUUCAGAGAUACAGGAAGUGGAAUACCCAGGUGCUGACAUGACCAGCCAUGUGCCGUCAGUCUCUGACAGGACAGUAGAAGACGAUAUGAAAGAAGCUAUGGUAGAGGAUCUUGACAUGGAAGCUAUGGUAGAGGAUCUUUGGAGGAAGGACUGUCUACUUCAUGACUAUGUCAUUGACGAGUUGAGCCAGCCAACCGAUGUUAGAGACACACAUGUGGCUGAGAGGAAAGGAGACCUCGUUGAUGAUAACAGCAAGGACACGCGUGUAGAGGAGGAGGAGAAGAAGAAAAGACAGAGUGAUGAUACACGGAUAGAGGAGAGUUAUGAGAAAGUAGAAAUUAACAUAAUGGAAGCCACGAUGGACUAUAAUGAAUGGAUGACAGUCAGCGGCACAGAGGACAACAGUGACUCCCCAUGGGUGAGGAUAAGCCACUCGUCCAUCGAAUGCUCUUCUGCUGAGGCGGAGCAUCAUCCCACAGAAACACAUCACAAUUCAGAUGAUCCAACGGUGGCUGACGCGACCGCAUUCAAGGAGGUCAAAGAAACAGGAACCAAACCUGUAUCACCAGAUGGAGACCUGCGUAGGAAUAAGAAGAUGGCGCCUGUGCUUCCUAUCAAACCCAAGACUGUACGGGUGAGGUUCCGUGUCCACUACCGUACCCAGUCUCCCUGGCAGGAGCUGGCUGUGACAGGGAACCAGCAGGAGCUGGGGAGCUGGACGGGCUUCGUUCCACUGGAGAGAGCCCAGGACGGGUUCUGGGCCAGCUGGGUCGUCCUCCCCGCGGAGAAGCAGGUGGAAUGGAAGUUGGUGCUGGUGGAAGAUGGAGAGAUCCUACGCUGGGAGGAGGGUGGUAAUAGACAGCUGGAGACAGGUUGGGGUGGUGGAGAGGUGUAUCUCAACAAGUGGUGGGGCCGCCUCUGAGUGACAGGUUCCUACUGGGCGGAACAACACAGUUCUUCACAAAAAAUAUAUAUCAAUGUGAUGACGUUGAAUCGAUGUGGAAAAAUAAUUUGAUUUGCAAAAAAACAUAAAGUAAUUUUGACAUUUUUAAUAUUUUCUUACCCAAUUGUUAACCGAAAUCCGAGGAACAAACACAGUUUGCAUGUUUGGGGAUUUGAAAACUAGACGUUGAAAUGACACCUGUGCCCAGUGGGGCAGCCUCUCUGUGCCCCAGUGAUAGGGAGGGAAUGGCACUACAAUUCCCAUUUCGAUACUAGCAUACUAAUUAGAAUGCAUAGCCAUUUUACAUUUUAACAUUUUACUGGCGCUAGGGGUCAUAUAUGUAUGUGUAUAUGUGUGUGUGUGUGUGUGUGUGUGUGUGUGUGUGUGUGUGUGUGUGUGUGUGUGUGUGUGUGUGUGUGUGUGUGUGUGUGUGUGUGUGUGUGUGUGUGUGUAUAUAUUUAUAUAUAC